Bactrocera neohumeralis is the source of this 4084-nucleotide messenger RNA. RefSeq lists its product as uncharacterized. The annotation marks the transcript as partial. NCBI's taxonomy places the organism in Eukaryota, Metazoa, Arthropoda, Insecta, Diptera, Tephritidae. Gene Ontology annotation, biological process: DNA repair; telomere maintenance. The record is from RefSeq and is a predicted model, not a curated record. The transcript has 3 exons. Gene Ontology annotation, molecular function: DNA helicase activity.
AUGUAAAUUUUAUUAAGUUUUUGAUAAAGUUCGUUUUGUUUUAAAGACUAAGAAGUUUUUUGUUUGCUAAUAAGUGUUUAUUAAUCACGGUAAGUUAAAUUCACCUUAUAUCGAUUUUUGGUAACUUUUGCUGACUACACAAUAUUACAAUUUGGUAUACAUGGUUAAACAGAAAAAAUAUGAGAUCAUUUUAUUUUCAGUUGGAUUUUCGUUUUUAACAAUGCCACCAACCAGACGUACAAACUUAGGCCGCAGAAUUCGAAAUACGGCAAGUCAAAGAAAUAUAAGAACAAAUCAAAGAAAUGAACUACAAAGAAAUCAAAAUCAACAAAGAAAUGUUGUGUUUAAUCCCCACAGAGCUGCAUUCUGCUAUAAUGUGGCAAUUGAUUACAGUUCAGAGCAAAUUGUUGCUAUUGGACCAAUGAAUAUUGUAUGUCCACAUUGCAAUGCAUUGAAAUUCAAAAAUGAAGCCCCUGGAUUGUGUUGCGCCAGCGGCCAAGUCAAAUUGACGCCAUUGGUACCACCACCAGAGCCACUACAUUCAUUGGUUUCCGGAAAUGGGCCAGAUUCUAAUCAUUUUUUGACUCAUAUCCAGCAAUACAAUAAUUGCUUUCAAAUGACAUCAUUUGGCGCAACAAAAGUUAUUGGAGACAAUUUUAUGCCUACUUUCAAGAUUCAGGGUCAAAUAUAUCAUCGAACAGGUUCCUUAUUGCCAAUGCCUGAUGAAGACUAUAAAUUUUUGCAAAUAUAUUUUAUGGGCGAUUCAGCAAGAGAAGUCGAUCAGCGUUGCGCACACAACAACUCAGUGAAAAGAUCCAUUGUGGAACAACUUCAAACAUUUUUCCAUCAACACAAUGAAUUAGUUGCAUUAUUCACAACUGCAUUAGACCGCAUGCCAUCAGAUAAUCAUAAAAUUGUCAUCAGAGCCGAUAAGGCGCCUGCAGGACAACAUGCUGGACGUUUUAAUGCGCCAACAAUUGAUGAAGUGGCUAUUGUCGUCGUGGGAGAAAAUUUAGAAAACCGAGACAUUGUUUUACUUCGACGGAACGAUCAACUUCAGCGUGUGUCUGAAACACAUCGAUCAUAUGAUGCCUUACAAUAUCCUAUCCUAUUUUGGCAAGGUGAAGACGGCUAUCAUUUUUCAAAUAAGAUGAUAAAUCCAGUUACAGGUGCUGAAACGAACAAAAAAGUUAGUUCAAUGAAUUAUUAUUCAUACAGACUGAUGGUUCGGGAAAAUGAGGACAAUCACAUCUUAAAGUGUCGGCGUCUAUUUCACCAAUAUGCUGUGGAUAUGUAUGUGAAAAUUGAAACUGAACGAUUGACAUUUAUCAGGUUGAACCAGGCAAAACUCCGUUCCGAGGAAUAUAUUCAUCUUCGGGAUGCCAUUAAUGCUGAUGGAAAUGCACAGAAUGUUGGCAGAACAACUAUUCUCCCAGCAACAUACGUCGGAAGCCCGCGACAUAUGCAUGAAUAUGCUCAAGAUGCUAUGUCCUAUGUACGACAUUAUGGCACACCAGAUUUGUUUAUCACAUUCACAUGCAAUCCAAAGUGGACAGAAAUUCAACAAGAAUUAUUUACUAGCCAAUCACCUAUUGAUCGCCACGAUAUCACUGAAAGGGUGUUCAAAAUGAAAUUAAAAUCACUCAUGGAUUUUAUUGUUAAGCAUCGCGUGUUCGGCGAGACGCGUUGUUGGAUGUACUCAAUUGAGUGGCAAAAACGCGGAUUGCCACAUGCACAUAUCCUCAUUUGGUUGGUUGAGAGGAUAAGACCGAAUGAAAUUGAUAAUGUGAUAUCAGCAGAAAUUCCCGAUAAUAAUGAAGACCCACUGUUACAUGAGGUUAUUACAAAAAAUAUGAUACAUGGUCCAUGUGGAAUAUUAAAUCCAAUUUCUCCGUGUAUGGUUGAAGGAAAAUGUUCAAAACGCUACCCAAGACAAUUAGUAUCAGAAACUAUUACUGGAAAUGAUGGAUAUCCACUUUAUCGCCGCCGAUCCAUUGAUGACAAUGGAAAGUCAACAAUAGUCAAAGUAAAUCGACAGGACAUUGAAGUUGAUAAUCGUUGGGUUGUUCCGUUUUCGCCAUUACUCUGCAAGGCAUAUAAAGCACACAUAAACGUCGAAUUUUGCCAUUCCGUAAAAUCUAUUAAAUAUAUUUGCAAGUACGUGAACAAAGGUUGUGACAUGGCUGUCUUCGGAGUUGCUGCCGAAAAUUCAAAUGAUGAAGUCACUCAAUAUCAAAUGGGCCGCUAUGUUAGUAGUAACGAAGGCAUGUGGCGUAUAUUUUCGUUUCCAAUACAUGAACGACAUCCUACUGUUGUUCACUUGGCCGUACAUUUGGAAAAUGGUCAACGGGUGUAUUUUACAGAUGCAAACGUAUUACAACGAGUUGACAGGCCACCAUCGACAACAUUAACCAGCUUCUUUGAAAUGUGCCAGAAUGAUGAUUUUGCCAGAACGCUACUUUACUCCGAAAUGCCAAGAUAUUAUAUCUGGAAUCAAUCAUCUAAAAAAUUUCAACGACGAAAACGAGGACAGCCAGUUUCAGAUUACCCACAAGUAUUUUCCACCGAUGCACUAGGCCGUAUUUAUGCAGUCCAUCCCAGUCAAGACGAGUGUUUUUAUUUGCGUUUAUUGUUAGUCAAUGUUCGUGGUCCAACAUCAUUCCAACAUCUGCGAACUGUUAAUGGUGUAUUGUGUGACACAUACAGAGAAGCCUGUCAACAUUUGGGAUUGUUAGAGAAUGACACUCAUUGGGACCAGACUCUUGAAGAUGCUGUGAUUUCGUCAAAUGCUAAACAAAUACGAACAUUAUUUUCUAUAAUUUUGUCGACAUGCUUCCCAUCAGCACCGAUUGAUUUAUGGCAUAAAUACAAAGAUCAUAUGGCGGAAGAUAUAUUGCAUCAGAUGCGUCUUAGAACAUCGAAUGCAGAUUUGCAAAUGAACGAAGAAAUUCACAAUGAAGCAUUAAUUUUAAUUGAGGACAUGUGCUUGAUGCUUACCAACAAAGUAUUAAUUCAAAUAGGAAUGAUAGGACCCAAUCGCCCAAUGUUCGACUCAUUUGAUCAAGAAUUGAGACGCGAAGCCCAAUACGAUUCCGAAACAUUACGAGAAAUGGUUGAUAGAACAGUUCCCCUUUUAAAUCAACAACAAAAAUAUGCUUACGAUACGCUCAUGAAAGUAAUGAACGAUGGAACUGGCGGAUUUUAUUUUUUAGAUGCUCCCGGUGGAACUGGGAAAACUUUUUUGUUAUCAUUGAUUUUGGCAACAAUUCGGUCGCAAAAUGGAAUUGCACUAGCCCUAGCUUCAUCAGGUAUUGCAGCUACAUUGUUGGAAGGCGGUCGAACAGCUCAUUCAGCUCUCAAGCUGCCGUUAAACCUUCAAAUUAAUGAAACUCCAACUUGCAACCUUUCGAGGAAUUCUGCGAUGGCCAAAGUGCUGCAGCAAACAAGACUGAUCAUUUGGGAUGAAUGUACGAUGGCACACAAAAAAUCUUUGGAGGCAUUAGAUCGCUCGAUGCAAGAUUUACGAAAUAACAAAAACCGGUUUGGUGGUGCAAUGAUACUAUUGGCAGGUGAUUUUCGACAAAUAUUGCCAGUUGUUCCACGCUCAACGCCAGCUGAUGAACUGAAUGCCUGUUUGAAGUCGUCCAUUUUAUGGAAAUACAUUAAAACGCUUAAAUUAAGUAUAAACAUGAGAGUCGAAUUACAGGAAGACCAGUCUGGAGAAGUGUUUUCCAAACAACUGCUCGAUAUUGGUAAUGGUAUUAUUGCUGUUGAUACAUCAUCUGGAUACAUUACAUUCCCUACCAAUUUUUGUAACUUUUGUGAAUCAAAGACCGAACUCAUGGAGAUGGUUUUCCCAAACAUUGCUCAAAAUUACGUAAAUCACAUUUGGUUAAGCGAACGUGUUAUAUUCGCCGCAAAAAAUGUUGAUGUGAAUGAGAAAAUAGCUGGCGAAUUGAAGAAUUACAAAUCAGUUGAUUCCAUUACUAAUGAAGAUGAAGUUGUCAAUUAUCCAACAGAAUUUUUAAAUUCGCUGGAAUUGCCCGGCUUACCACCUCAUAAUCUGCAAUUAAAAAUCGGAUCA